GUUGGAUAAUCGGUGCCCAUGUCCACAACUGCGCCUCACGGUCCGCCGCCAACUCUCAAGGUCUACUUCAACCUCUCCUGUGCUCUAUGGACGCGACACAGCACACGCACAACGAUACAGACUCUGCCCCCGACAAUGCUGGUCAAGCCACUGAGUCUGCUGCGCCUCUCACAGAUCAAAGGCGGUUCCGGGUCGACUUCGACUUUGUCAACGCACUCACGGGCACGCUCAUGGGCAGGAGGCCCUUUCUCGGGCGUGUAGCGCCUGCUCCCGCUCCCGAUCCUGAGCUACCAGCAGAAGCUCCUGGCUCCGGCACUGACUCCAGGGAGGCCGACGAUGGGCCGCCGGCCCUGGCCUCGGACUCGGACUCUGGCGACUCGGGUUCGGAUUCAGACGCGAGCGAGGACGGCGACAGCGAGGCGGGGAGCCUUCCUUCGCUCCAGACGGUCUCUGAUAGCUCGGACGAGGAGGCAGACGUGUAUGAUUCCGAGUCGGACGGCUCGGGCUGGGACGAGCAGGACGCGCGCGACGAGCUCCGCCGCGGGAUGGAGUCGCUCGGCGAUUCGGCGGAGAGCACGGCGCCGUAUGGGCCGUACACUGACGAAGAGGAUCCGGAGGAUUGGGAGGAUGAAGAUGAAGAUGACUUCUUGGUCGAGGCUGAUCGAAUACUAGGUGCUGACAUCGCGGCACAGGGGACUGAGAUGCCGCUGAGGUCCAUUGACCUCCUGGAAUGGCUCAUGUCGCCGCGGAGGCUCGCCGUGGACAACGACCCACAGCGCGCAGAGACCCUCCUCGCCGGCCUCGAAGCCGUCUCCGACGAACUUGUCCGUCGGUACGAGAAGCUGCGCGGAGGCGACGGCGAGGCCGCGGAGGGAUGUGCGAUCUGUCGAGAUGACUACCUCAUUGACAAUGUACACGACCCGUCCGAGCUCGGCAAGCUCAACGGGGCGGACCUGACCAACGCGCUCUUCGAGCUGCUCCCGUUCCACACGUCGCCCCCGUCGCAGCACUAUAUCUUGGUGUUCCCGUGCCCUGGGAGGCACCUAUUCCACCGCAGCUGCCUCGCACCGUGGCUCGCACGCAAGACGACGUGCCCGUCGUGCAGAUUCGACAUCGACCCCGACUCGCUCACGCUGCGGCUGACGGCGACGAUGCCGCCGCAUCUUGCACCGGGCGUGCGGAAGUGGGAGCCGCCGACUGUGUUGGGGUUGGAACAAUGGCUGGCAGAGGAGGAGAAGUUCCGAGCGGAUGGGCACCGCUCGGAGUGCGCGCAUGGGGCGAAGCCUGCUGCAGCCGGACAGCGUGCCGGAUCGAGGGUAACGUUUGCUCCUAGGCCACGCGAGCUCGACCCAUGGGGCAUCGACUCGGAUGGGGAAUCGAUACCCGAGCUUGACCUCAACGCGCUGCGAGCAGCAGCAAGGCCAGCCAACUCCCGCGCCCGACCCGCCGCCACGGCAAGUCGGGGACGGUCGCCUUCCUCAUCCCGCCGGCCGCAUGCGUCGUUCCGUGCGCCCGGCGGCCCUCCACAUGUUCCCUCGAGGAACUCGCACGACGCAGUUGUGGAGGACGUGUUUGCGCGCAUCCUCAUGCUCGAGCAGACGCUCCGCAGAGGGGCGAGCCCGAUCGGCCGCUCGCCGCCGAUCUUCCCGGAGCUGUUGCCGGACACUGGGAACGUGAGCGACGACGAGCUGCCUCCGCUCGUCGAAUGAUUCGGGGGACUGUCGCAUCUCUUGCUGCUUGGUCGUGGCCUCUGGGCGUGCUGCUGACGGACGCUUAUGCUUCUUUUUGUUGAUGUCACUGUGGUUCGGUCGCAUAUUACUAUCAUGAAACGCAUAUUGUACAGUACGCAAUGGCAGAUUGGUGAUGAAUAUAGGUUACUGUAUCUGUUGAGCUUUC
Molecule: messenger RNA, 1896 nt
Organism: Rhodofomes roseus
Lineage: Eukaryota; Fungi; Basidiomycota; Agaricomycetes; Polyporales; Fomitopsidaceae
Exons: 3
Coding region: 87-1709 (540 amino acids)
Source: RefSeq, a predicted model, not a curated record